AAUUCCAGUGGCUGCAUUCGCGUUGCGUUCAUUUAGCCCAAGUGCCAUUCAGCGACGCUUUCUCGUCUUUGCUUGGCGGGUAAAUCUUUUGGCAUCGACGUGAGAAACUCCAGUAGAGUCAGGCUCCUUUAAUCACAUUACUCUCGCGGAGAUUUUGAGGAGUGCGUGGCAUCUCUCUGGUGAAGUGCAGAAGUGAAGCCUCCCAGCUGAACUACUAUGAGGUCAGAAGCCUUGCUGCUAUAUUUCACACUGCUACACGUCGCUGGGGCUGGUUUCCCAGAAGAUUCUGAGCCAAUCAGUAUUUCGCAUGGCAACUAUACAAAACAGUACCCGGUGUUUGUGGGUCACAAGCCAGGACGGAACGCCACGCAGAGGCACCGGCUGGACAUCCAGCUGAUAAUGAUCAUGAACAGAACGCUCUACGUUGCUGCUAGGGACCAUAUUUAUACUGUUGAUAUGGACACAUCACAUACAGAAGAAAUUUAUUUUAGCAAAAAAUUGACAUGGAAAUCUAGACAAGCUGAUGUAGACACAUGCAGAAUGAAGGGAAAACAUAAGGAUGAGUGUCAUAAUUUUAUUAAGGUUCUCCUAAAAAGAAAUGAGGAUACAUUGUUUAUUUGUGGAACAAAUGCCUUCAACCCUUCCUGCAGGAACUACAAGAUGGAUUCGCUGGAGUUUCUGGGAGAUGAAUUCAGUGGGAUGGCCAGGUGUCCCUAUGAUGCAAAACAUGCUAAUGUUGCAUUGUUUGCAGAGGGAAAGCUGUAUUCUGCCACAGUGACCGACUUCCUUGCAAUAGAUGCUGUCAUAUACCGAAGCCUUGGAGAUAGCCCAACCCUGCGGACAGUGAAACACGACUCAAAAUGGUUGAAAGAACCAUACUUUGUCCAAGCAGUGGACUAUGGCAACUAUAUUUACUUCUUCUUCCGAGAAAUAGCAGUGGAGUACAACAGCAUGGGAAAGGUAGUUUUCCCAAGGGUAGCUCAGGUUUGCAAAAAUGACAUGGGAGGAUCUCAGAGAGUGCUGGAAAAACAGUGGACUUCCUUUCUCAAGGCUCGUUUGAACUGUUCAGUUCCUGGCGAUUCACACUUUUACUUCAACAUACUGCAGGCUGUUACAAAUGUUAUACGUUUCAAUGGCCGGGAUGUUGUUUUAGCAACUUUCUCCACUCCGUAUAACAGCAUCCCUGGCUCUGCAGUCUGUGCCUAUGACAUGCUUGACAUUGCCAAUGUAUUUACUGGGAGAUUCAAAGAACAAAAGUCGCCAGAUUCCACAUGGACACCAGUCCCCGAUGAACGCGUGCCCAAGCCCAGACCAGGUUGCUGUGCUGGCUCUACAUCAUUAGAAAAGUACGUAACCUCUAAUGAGUUCCCGGAUGAUACUCUGAACUUCAUCAAAACGCAUCCACUGAUGGAUGAGGCCGUACCUUCUAUUGUCAACCGACCUUGGUUCCUGAGGACAAUGGUCAGGUACCGCCUGACCAAAAUUGCUGUAGACUCUGCCGCUGGGCCGUAUCAGAACUACACUGUGGUUUUCCUGGGAUCAGAGAAGGGAAUCAUCUUGAAGUUCUUGGCCCGGACAGGAAACAGUGGAUUCCUAAAUGAUAGCCUUUUCCUGGAGGAGAUGAACGUUUACAAUCCUGAAAAGUGCAGUUAUGAUGGAGUGGAAGACAAGCGGAUUAUGGGCAUGCAGCUUGACAAGCAGAGCAGCGCCCUUUAUGUUGCCUUCUCUACCUGUGUCAUAAAGGUUCCCCUGGGACGUUGUGAGCGUCAUGGCAAAUGCAAAAAGGCCUGCAUAGCGUCCAGAGACCCGUACUGCGGCUGGGUGAAGGACAGUGGGGCAUGCACGCAGCUGGUGCUCGGGGCGAAACUGGCAUUUGAACAGGACAUAGAACAUGGCAAUACAGAUGGCCUGGGUGACUGCCAAAAUUCCUUCGUAGCCCUGAAUGACAUUUCAACUGCUUCACCUGAUCAUGAAAUGUCUUACAACAGUGUGUAUGGACACUCCAGUUCACUAGUCCCAAGCACCACCACUUCUGACUCUCGCGCCCGACAGGGUUAUGAUACUAGGGGACGCAUGCUGGAUUGGAAGGAUCCGGUUGGCUCAUCUGAAAAUACAGAUCCAUAUGUGGCAGUUUCAUCCCAUAAUCAUCAAGACAAGAAGGGAGUGAUUCGCGAGAGUUAUCUGAAGGGCCAUGAUCAGCUGGUGCCGGUCACCCUGUUGGCCAUUGCCGUUAUCCUUGCUUUUGUCAUGGGUGCCAUCUUUUCGGGAAUCAUAGUGUACUGCAUCUGCGACCACCGCCGCAGAGACGUGGCUGUCGUGCAGAGGAAGGACAAGGAGCUGACCCACUCCCGCCGCGGCUCCAUGAGCAGUGUUACCAAGCUCAGCGGCCUCUUUGGGGACGCUCAGUCCAAGGAGCCGAAGCCCGAAGCCAUCCUCACGCCCCUGAUGCACAACGGCAAGCUGGCUACCCCGGGCAGCACUGCCAAAAUGUUGAUCAAAGCCGACCAGCACCAUCUGGACUUGGCCGCCCUGCCAACCCCCGAGUCUACUCCAACCCUGCAGCAGAAGAGGAAGCCGAGCCGUGGCAGCAGGGAGUGGGAAAGAAACCAGAACCUCAUCAAUGCCUGCACAAAAGAUAUCCCCCCAAUGGCCUCGCCAGUGAUCCCCACCGACCUGCCUCUCAGGGCUUCUCCCAGCCACAUUCCCAGCGUGGUGGUCCUGCCCAUCUCCCAGCAAGGCUACCAGCACGAGUACGUCGACCAGCCGAAAAUGAGUGAUGUGGCCCAGAUGGCUGUGGAGGACCAGAACGCCACCCUUGAGUACAAAACCAUCAAGGACCAUCUCAGCAGCAAAAGCCCCAACCACGGGGUGAACCUGGUGGAAAACCUGGACAGCAUGCCGCCAAAAGUACCGCAGCGGGAGGCGUCCCUGGGGCCCCCAAGCACCUCGCUGUCACAGAGCGGGCUCAGCAAGCGUCUGGAAAUGCAUUCCUCUGCUUACAGCGUGGACUACAAGAGAAACUACCCUACAAACUCGCUCACCAGAAGCCACCAGACAUCGACCCUCAAGCGCAACAACACCAACUCCUCCAACUCGUCCCACCUCUCCCGAAACCAGAGCUUCGGCAGGGGCGACAACCCGCCGCCCGCCCCGCAGCGAGUGGACUCCAUACAGGUCCACGCUGCCCAGGCACAGGCUGUGACUGUAUCCCGACAGCCUAGCCUCACCGCGUACAACUCGCUCACGAGGCCGGGGCUCAAGCGUACGCCCUCGCUAAAGCCAGACGUUCCUCCCAAGCCUUCCUUCGCCCCGCUCUCCACAUCCAUGAAGCCCAAUGACACAUGCACAUAAUCUCAGUGAGGUUGGGGGUCGGUGGGGAGGGGGGGGAACAGCAAUCAAGCAGAGUUUGCCCUGGAAAGCCAGUGUUCUGGAACUGCGUCGCUCGCUCCUCUGAGAAGAUGGUGGUUGAUAAGCAGAGGAUGUGUUGAUUCUGCUCUCUGGGAAAAGUGGAAUAUUUUUUUAAACCCGAGCCAUAUGGUCCAUGGUCAAAGGUUUGCAAUUGCAGGACUCUCCCCGCCCCACAACCCUCCAGUUCCUUGCUCAAAAGACUAACUCUCCAUCACAAUCAUUGAGCCAAAAGCACACAGAUGAAAAGAUGACUGUGACAUUUCACCCCACUCCCCCACAACUGCACAGUGCAUUCCUAAACUGGGAAA
Messenger RNA from Nothoprocta perdicaria, 3716 nucleotides. It is a transcript of the gene SEMA6A, whose product is annotated as semaphorin 6A. Gene Ontology annotation, molecular function: chemorepellent activity; semaphorin receptor binding. The transcript is spliced from 20 exons. NCBI's taxonomy places the organism in Eukaryota, Metazoa, Chordata, Aves, Tinamiformes, Tinamidae. Gene Ontology annotation, biological process: axon guidance; positive regulation of neuron migration; neural crest cell migration. The record is from RefSeq and is a predicted model, not a curated record. Bases 217 to 3351 code for a protein of 1044 amino acids.